Molecule: messenger RNA, 2519 nt
Organism: Pelodiscus sinensis (Chinese soft-shelled turtle)
Lineage: Eukaryota; Metazoa; Chordata; Testudines; Trionychidae
Source: RefSeq, a predicted model, not a curated record
GGUCUUUAAUAUUAUUUUUUAUUUCCUUUAGGUUAUUUCUGUUUAAAAAUCAUGAACUGGCACUUUCCUCUCCUUUUCACCGCUGUGACUGUAACAUCUGUGUGGUCCCAGUUCAAUCCUUUAUCUCUUGAGGAACUUGGCUCUGACCUUGGAAUCCAAGUUUUCAAUCAGAUAGUCAAAGCUAGACCUCAGGAGAAUAUUGUGGUUUCUCCACAUGGGAUUGCAUCUGUACUGGGAAUACUUCAGCUGGGUGCUGAUGGCAAGACAAAGAAGCAGCUGACAACUGUGAUGAGAUACAGCGUAAAUGGAGUUGGCAAAGUAUUAAAGAAGAUAAACAAGGCCAUAGUCUCAAAAAAGAAUAAAGACAUUGUGACGAUUGCUAAUGCAGUGUUUGCAAAGAGUGGCUUUAAAAUGGAAGUGCCUUUUGUUACAAGAAAUAAAGAGGUGUUUCAGUGCAGUGUCAAGACUGUGGAUUUUGAAGACCAAAAUGCAGCUUGCAGUUCCAUUAAUCAGUGGGUGAAAAAUGAAACAAGUGGUAUGAUUGAUAAUCUCUUAUCUCCGGACAUUAUUGAUGGUUCUUUGACCAGGCUGGUGCUGGUAAAUGCAGUGUAUUUCAAGGGUUUAUGGAAAUCACGUUUUCAACCUGAAAAUACAAAGAAACGCACAUUUAAUGGCGCUGAUGGGAAGACUUACCAAGUACCUAUGCUGGCCCAGUUGUCUCUGUUCCGCUGUGGUACAACAAGUACCCCAAAUGACUUGUGGUAUAACAUAAUUGAACUUCCUUACCAUGGCGAAAGUAUCAGUAUGUUGAUUGCUCUGCCUACAGAAAGCACUACCCCUCUGUCUGCUAUCAUUCCUCACAUCAGCACAAAAACAAUACAGAGCUGGAUGACAACCAUGAUACAAAAGAGAGUGCAAGUUAUUUUACCCAAGUUCACAGCAGUAGCAGAAACAGAUUUAAAGGAGCCCCUGAAAGUACUUGGCAUUACAGAUAUGUUUGAUCAGUCAAAGGCAAACUUUGCAAAAAUAACAAGAACGGAAAGCCUUCAUGUAUCUCAUAUUUUGCAAAAAGCAAAAAUUGAAGUUAGUGAAGAUGGAACCAAAGCUUCUGCAGCAACAACUGCAAUUUUAAUAGCCAGGUCCUCCCCUCCUUGGUUUAUAGUAGAUAGACCAUUUGUAUUUUUCAUUCGGCACAAUCCUACAGGUGCAGUCUUGUUUAUGGGACAAAUAAACAAACCUUGAGUAUGGAGAAGGUUUUCCUUACAAAGCAGAGACUCAUUUGAUACAUCCUUGCUAGUUCCGUUAAAUAUUUUUGUACACUACUCUUUGACUUCACUCAAACUAGUUUUUAGCCAGUUAUGACUAGAUUUUGAAAAAGGGGAGUCAAUGUAGUUCUGUUUUUGUGAGAAUACAAACUGAAAACUACGAUACCUUUUCAAAAUGUCUAAAAAUUUCUUUGAACUACUGAAUGGUUGCCUAUGCUAACAAACUUACUGAGCUUUUUCUGUCUGUUCUAAGAAUUUUAUGUAUAGCUUAAAAGGGUUUAAACAAGAGCAUGACUAAACAAAUCAUUCCUGUCAGCAUUGAUUUUUCUGUGGAAAAAAUGUGUUUGGUUUUGUAAAUGUCCCUUCAAUACUACUUUUGCCCUUGAAUGGCUUGAUGAUUGGGUAUCUUUUGUAGAACUAGAUGAAAAGCUCUAGUAGUUUAUUUUAUAUAAUGCAUGUACCACUGAGCUAAAGUUUUAAAGAACUAAUGUCUUGAUACAUUUGCAUUGACAUCUUAUUUUACUGUAAUGUAAACUUGUUGUUAGUAUACACUUUGUAUUGGAUUUAAAUUUUAUAUUUGUUUUUGUACAAAGGAAAAAUAAAGUGCAUUAUGAACAGUCAAAGAUGCCAAGGUAUCACAGUGAUGUGCUAGUGAGUAUUUGUGGACAGGACUCCUAGGAGCAACUUGUUUAAAGUUCUACCACCAAAUUUAAAGGAAAGUUUGGUUGAUUUCUCCAGCUGGAUGGAGCUAAGUCUCUCUCUGCAAUCUGCUAAAUCAGUCUUGUCAUGGGUGACUUAUCCUUAGGAUUUCAACGUGUUUGUAGAGCAAGUAUUUUGUCUUUGCAGUGCCCCAAGUUGCAUCUAAUAGCUGCAUAGCAGGUGGUUUCAGAAAUGUACCUGAGGAUGACAUCUCGACUGCUCUCUUACAAGUCCUUUACCACACUUCAAGGGAUGCAAGUUAAACAAUAGAAGUAUUAUCAACCCACUGAGGAUAUUGUUUAGGAACAGAGUGGACCAACAAACUUUUCUAAAGAACACUUGAUAGGUUUGCUUAUCACUGAGUGUUGCCUGCCUAGUUUGAGAGUAUUUCAGUGUAAUUAGUUGAAGGUGGGGCUGGAAAUAUGGAAAGAGCAGAUUCCUGAGCACCUUGCAUCACUUCUACGUAAGCAUAUGUAUCCCUGUUUUGGAGUAUGAUCUGGAGCAAGGCAACAGUGACUCUGUGUAAAUAAAAUACUUCCAUUCUGUUUUAGUGGA